This is a messenger RNA of Oppiella nova, 800 nucleotides long. NCBI's taxonomy places the organism in Eukaryota, Metazoa, Arthropoda, Arachnida, Sarcoptiformes, Oppiidae. The record is from the annotation of a GenBank genome assembly.
AUGCUAAAUUAAUAAUUAUUAUUAUUAUCUCUCAACUAUAUCAUGAGAGAUUAUCAGACUUUUGAAAAAACAAGAAGUGAUGACAUGGGCAGUGGUGGCCCAAAGUCGGAGUCUCUCUCCGGGAAUAUAGAGUCACUCGAUUGGAACAAAUUAAUGGUUGAAAUACGAAAACUUUGUUUCAAAUAUGACAGCAAAGGCUUUAUAGACAAACUCAAUAUGUCUGUACCUAAGAGUGCAAUAUAUGGUUUACUGGGUCCGAGUGGCUGUGGAAAGACUACUUUAUUGAGACUUAUUUUAGGCCUAAUAAAACCGAAAUCUGGUACUAUUAAAAUCAAUGGUAAACCACCGGGUAGUUCUGCCAAUAAUAUCCCGGGUAUUGGCGUUGGAUUUAUGCCUCAAGAAUUGGCUCUCUUUCAAGAGAUCACACUAAACGAAGCGCUCAAAUACUUCAGCCGAUUGUAUGGUAUGAGCGAUGAGUUGACGCUUUCGAGGAUUAGGUUUUUGGUAGACUUUUUGGAUCUGCCGGAUGCGGACAGACUUAUUGGUACCAUGAGUGGUGGACAAAAGCGACGGGUACACAAUCCACCACUUCUUAUAUUAGAUGAGCCCACUGUUGGUACUGAUCCGGUGUUGAGAGAGAGGAUUUGGGAGCAUUUGGUGGUGUUAUCUCGAAAGGAGUCGACAACUAUUAUAAUAACCACUCAUUAUAUAGAAGAGGCCCGAAGAGCACACGUGGUAAUACACAUCGAGAUGUAUAUCACUGAUGAGAGAGGGAAGACUACUGGUUGAACAUUCGCCAC